AGCGGCUCUGAGCAUUUUCUUUGUUUUACGUGAUCAGAAGGAAAGCAGCGCGGCACAAACAGCUGAACAAACCUGCAGGAUGGCACCGGUGCACGGGACCUGCAGCAGGAACGUGGAGCGGUCAGACGGUGAGCUCAGCAGGAACUCUAGGAGGAAGAGGCGGAGGAGGAGGAGGAGGGGUAAAGGCAAAGGAUGGAGAGACGUAGUAUCAACUCUCACUAAACCUUUUAAAAUCUGUGAUACUGUUGCAACAUCAGCUGAGGGUGAUAAAAAAACAAGUAAAACCAGAUUAGAGGUAAAAGAGAACAUGAAAAUCUUAAAGGGGAGUGACUUUUCAAGGAAAUACCAGCCAGCAACACUUUCUACUGCUUCCCCUAAACUUAACCACAUGUUGUUACAAAGAAAUCAGCCGUUUCUGGAGGGAAAAAGUAAUUUGUGCUUCCAAAAACUGUCAUGCUGUAAAAGAUCGUCCUGGACAGUGUCUACGAAGAAUGCCCUGGUGCAGCUCAAUGAGUUACGACCUGGUUUGCAGUAUGAGAUUGUAUCUAAAAGUGGUCCCCUGCAUGCUCCGGUGUUUUCUGUGGGUGUGGAGGUUAAUGGUUUCCACUUUGAGGGUCGAGGACCUACAAAAAAGCAGGCAAAGAUGAAAGCUGCAGAGCUGGCUCUCCAGUCGUUUAUCCAGUUCCCGAACACCUCCCUGGCUCAAACCGUCAUGGGGAACUUGGAUUCUACGGCAGACGCUUUCCUUACAGAGUUUGAACCAUCGCUGCUUGAUAACUGCAAUUUCUUGCACCGCAGCAAAGCAAAGGUGGACGUCUUCCCCAACGUCAGCAAGAACAGAAAAACCAAUCCGUUCAUUGUGGACCUAAUAUCCUCGUCAAGUCCGAAAAGACACUCUGUGGAUUUGAAGCACCUUAAUCCAGUGGCAGUGCUCAACGAGCUGCAACCGGGACUCAGAUACAUGUGUCAGGUGGAAAGAGUCCCUUGUACGCCUGUGAGGAACUUUAUUAUGGUGGUCAGACUGGAAGGGAAGGUCUUUGAAGGCUGUGGUUACAGUAAAAGACAGGCCAAGGCCCGGGCAGCUGCAGCAGUACUGCAGUUUCUUCACAACAUAAAUCUGGGACCAGAAAAGAAACUAAUGGCCUUCCAAGGAACCAGAACCAAAAGUCAUCUACCUCAAUUCUUUGCAGAGUCAAUCUACCGCCUGGUGAGAGAGAAAUACUCCCAGCUAACCGACGGUGAAUCCUCUUCCUCUCACGGUCGUCACAAGGUACUGGCCGGCAUCGUCAUGACCCGAGGGUUUGACCUCAUAUCAGCCCAGGUUGUGUCUCUGGCCACAGGGACAAAGUGUUUGGACUCCGACAGACCGGAUGAAGAUGGCUGUACACUCAGAGACUGCCAUGCUGAAGUUCUCAGCAGGCGGGCGCUGCUUGGAUUCUUCUACGCUCAGCUGGAGCUGCUGCUUUGUGAGCGAGCAGAGCGGGCGGAGCAAUCGAUAUUUGUAGCAGACAAAGUCUCCAGCCACCGUUUCCGACUGCGGGAGGGGGUCCGUUUCCACAUGUACGUCAGCCUGUCGCCGUGUGGAGAUGCUCGACUCAACUGUCCCUACGAAACAAGGCCUGCAGAUUGCAGCAGGAGGUUUCACUACCACAUCAGAGUGAAGGUGAACGGUGGUGAGGGGACUCUGCCUGUCAUCUCUCAGAGAAUCCAUCACAAAUUGGACAGCGGUUCAUUGGGUCAACCUGUCUGCACAGCCAGCAUGUCCUGCACAGAUAAAAUUGCCAAGUGGAGUGUGGUUGGCCUCCAGGGGGCGCUCCUUUCUUACCUGGUGGAGCCCAUUUACCUGCACAGCCUGACAGUUGGAAGACUGAGCCACACGGGUCACCUGGGCAGAGCCAUAAACCGCCGUCUAGCCCCCGUCAGGCACCUGCCCUCCGUCUACAGACGACAGCAGCUGCUCCUGGGAUGUCUGAGCAGCUGGGACGUUCACCCAGCUGGAAAAACGAGUAAUGUUAGUGUGAACUGGAGCUACGGUGAAGGAGGUCUGGAGGAGGUCAGCACAACUACAGGAAGGAGGACGGAGUCAGGGAGUCCGUCACGAAUCUGCAGGAGCUCCUUGUUCAGCUGGUGGCUGAAGCUGGAGGACAAGCUUAACAAACCUGUUUUUGGCCCUGAUGGCACCGCAGUGACUUAUGCUGCUUCCAAGGAGGCUGCUGGUUGCUACCAGAGGGCGGUGCAGCGGUUCAGAAAUGCUCUGCAGGGUGCAGGUCUUGGAAUGUGGCCCACAGACAAAAAGUCACUUAGUGUUAGCGUGUGAAAAACUCUGCAACAAAGUCUGAAUACAGUGAUAAAUAAUUUACUGUUUAAUUUCUAUUUUAUAUCAGCGCAAAGAUGGAGAGACAACUUUAUGUUUGUCAUGAUGUGAGAAGACUGAUUUAGACAGACAAGUAAGGAUCAUGUUUCAAUCUGCAAGCCGUUAUUAGAGGAAUGAAGUCGUGGGAAAGGCCUGACUUACCUGCUGGGAAUGUAACUUUGAUCUGGGUGCAGUUUUGGCAAGCUGAGCAAAUUAUCUGGAAGGCACAGUUGAUCUGAAUGUUGUCCAUCUUCUGAUUCAACCUCUCCUGUAUGAACAAUCUGUGGAUUUGGUCGCUGACAGUGGUAGAAACAGUGGCGCUAAUCCACAAACAAACAAUUUUAGUGCAAAUUUUUUGUCCAUAUCAUUAUAGUUCAGGUUUAGAAAGUGUGAACCGGUUAGCGUCCACUUUAUUGGGUUUUGAUACUAGCAAGUACGAUAACGUUAGAGAUUUUAAUCCGCCCUUUACAUCACUGCCCUCGCUUCUCCACACAACAGUAGCAGUCAUGGCUCCACAAAAACACAUUGUUAUGAAGUGUCUUAAUUGUACUAUGUGGUCUUAAUUUUGUCAGAUCCCAUUGCUCAAAAAUAGAGAACCUUUAAAUUAGUGCAACCAAGCUUUCUGGGUCAGUUACUGGCACCAGAGCUGAGUCCAUCUCGGUGGGACUCUCAUUUUUUAAUUUAUACUGUUUAGAAGGUAGAGAAGAGACAAUACAACUGGUUGCUUCUUUCUCUCGCAAAAACUGGCAACACUGGCAUCCAGUCCACACUCACAUAUUCUUCUCAAAUGUUUCUGCUGCUGAAAACAGCUUUUCUCUCAAACAUGCGGUGCUGCAUGCGCCGUGUGUGUGUGCAUAUAGCACCUUUUGUCUGAAGAAGUGUGACAGCCUGAGUGACAACAGUUGGUUAUCAGUUAGCAGCUAGUGUUAGCUUUCUCAAAUUUCCUUAUUUAUCAUCUAUUUAACAGAAGUAAAGCUAAUAUUUUCGUUUGGGGAAUAUGAGUUUGUGAAACUGUUUCGUUAGCUGUGCCCACCACUGGUUGCUGGGCAAAAAGAAGUAACACCGUGGUGUGGUUGAUUUUUGCAUAGUGACUGCUAGGAGCAAUUGUUUCCAGGGUGUGCCCUGCUUCUCGCCCAUUGACCGAUGGUAACACGCACCUGCCCUCAUCCAACCCUACAUGGAUCAGCGGGUAAAUCCAAUAGAUAGAUCUGGACCUACAGUAGUUGGCUAGAUGUCAACUGAUCACUGACCUGACUGCAACGACACCUUGACGACAGUCAGUAAAAAAAGAGAAGCUGAAAGCUGACUGUUAAAAGAAAAACAACUUUAUUUGUGGUUUAAUGACAUUUUGAUAAUAGAGGUUUAACGUAAGGUGACCAGUCCACCUUUUGGAUGACCUGUAAUGUCCCCGAUUUCAGUUUUUCAUGACGAAGGGAAAAAGUUGCAUGCAGCAAGAGCUAUUUACCUGGUCACGUCUCUGACCCAACAUGGUAGAAGAGUUGUUUUUGAUGUGCAUUUUUACAUUUGAAAAAAGUUGAUGGAAUUCGAAAUAACUUCCUCAAUCUUACAAAAGAGUUUUUACACCCGCUUGAGGUGGUUCAUAGCUUUUCCGAAAAACAACUUUUCUGAAUAAGUUCUGACAUUGUGACAAUUUACCUCAUAUGACUGAUGAGCUGUUUCUGCUGUCUUCCUGGACAUUCCCAAAACCCGCAUAGAAUUGCUUUUAUUUCUCUACAUCUCUGGACAGCAUGCAACAUUGCCAUUACCUGCUGACAUGACAGAGCAACUUCAACUUGGCUGAUGGCAACAGAUUCAUGAAAAUCUCUCUCCAUUUUUCUCAGAUGUGUGGUCACUCCCGUUUGCAACAUCUAUCUCCUGUUUAUCAUGCAUAAUGUUAACUUUUAACAAAACUACGCUUCACGUAGCCUGGUAACUUCACUCCAGACCAGUACAUAGAAACAUUUUUGCAUUAUUGCACUUCACAGCCGUGAGAAAAAUAAAUAUUGGAAAUCUGAUUGAUACAUAAUUACAGUUAUGUGUGCCACACUCCACGAUGAAUUCUCUUUAAGCCAGCGCUGGAGGGUAAGGAGAGACACUGAAAGUCCCCUGCAAAUAAAGUGUCCUAAUUGUUACAUGGUAAUUUGGUAAAUUAUUCUUUAAAAUAUUAUUUCCCCAAAUAAUGUUUUUUCUAACUCUUUGAGUUGCAUUGUGAAUGAGCUGAACACGUGCCAAUUGUUUUUCUAAAUUAGUUAAAGUAAUUUGACUUAACUUUUCUUAGCAAUAUUAUUUAAGUUUCACUAGUAAAGAAGAGUUGUUGUUUGACAUAUGUUUGCCUUAAAGUUGAAUUAUUUCUGUCAUUAAAUUCU
Messenger RNA from Fundulus heteroclitus (mummichog), 4719 nucleotides. Its product is annotated as double-stranded RNA-specific editase B2. The record is from RefSeq and is a predicted model, not a curated record. Gene Ontology annotation, biological process: RNA processing; adenosine to inosine editing. Lineage: Eukaryota; Metazoa; Chordata; Actinopteri; Cyprinodontiformes; Fundulidae. The transcript is spliced from 10 exons. The coding region runs from base 80 to 2317 and encodes 745 amino acids. Gene Ontology annotation, molecular function: tRNA-specific adenosine deaminase activity; double-stranded RNA adenosine deaminase activity; double-stranded RNA binding. Gene Ontology annotation, cellular component: cytoplasm; nucleolus.